GCCAGCCCCAUUGGAGAGGGUGGAGAGGAGGACCACUGACUCAUGGAACUCUUCCUUGUCACUAACUCAAAUGAACUCUGUAAGACAGUAGUCCCGUCACCACCUUCUGCACAGUUGUGUACCCCUGUUCUUGGGUUCCUUCUCUGUGCUUACAACAUCCUGAGCCAGUGGGUGUUUUACUUCCUGGUGACAAGUGAGCAUAAAAAACAAGGACUGCAUUUUUUUCAAUGUAGGAUUUGGCACAUACGUGCAGUUCUCCGUGUACCUCCCUGGGUUCCUAAUCCUCUAGCACAGUUCCUUAUCCACGCUCCUGAUAUCCUGUAGUCAUGCAGCGGAGAACGAGAGGGAUCAACACCGGCCUCCUCCUCCUCCUCUCUCAAGUGUUCCAAAUUGGGAUCAACAACAUUCCGCCUGUUACCCUCGCAACCUUGGCUGUCAACGUCUGGUUCUUCCUGAAUCCUUGGAAGCCCCUGUACCAUUCGUGCAUCAGCGUGGAAAAGUGUUACCAGCAGAAAGACUGGCAGCGUUUACUGCUCUCUCCCCUGCACCACGGAGAUGACUGGCAUUUGUAUUUCAACAUGGUGUCCAUGCUCUGGAAAGGAGUAAAGCUGGAGAGAAGGCUGGGAAGCCGAUGGUUUGCCUACGUCAUCGCCACCUUCUCCCUGCUUACGGGGGUGGUGUAUUUGCUCUUGCAGUUUACUGUUGCCGAACUCAUGAAUCAGCCUGACUUCAAAAGGAACUGUGCUGUGGGCUUCUCAGGAGUUUUGUUUGCCUUGAAAGUUCUUAGCAACCAUUACUGCCCCGGAGGCUUUGUCAACAUUUUGGGCUUUCCUGUCCCCAAUAGAUUUGCUUGUUGGGCAGAGCUGGUGGCCAUUCACUUCUGCACCCCAGGGACUUCCUUUGCUGGGCACCUGGCCGGCAUUCUGGUUGGACUGAUGUACACGCAGGGGCCUCUGAAGAAAAUCAUGGACACGUGUGCAGGCAUUUUUAUCUCCCACGCUGCGCCUUCAGGACAGCAGAAUCACUUUUAUAAUGCAGGCCCCUCCGGACAUCAGAAUCACUAUGCGGAUGGCAGACCAGUGAUCUAUGAUGCAAAUUACAGGAACUAUGAUGUCUACACAGCAGGCCUGAGCGAGGAGGAGCAGCUGGAACGAGCAUUAAGAGCCAGCAUCUGGGACCGAGGAAAUACCAGAAAUGGUCCAAUGCCGUAUGGGUUCCGGCUCCCACCAGAAGAAGAAAUGAGGAGACAGCGUCUUCACAGAUUUGAUGGCCAGUGAUAUGGCACCAUGAAGGGGAAGUCCAGCUGUGCGAUUGGAGCCCAUUCACUUAACUCCCCAAGCCCCUAAUUGGUUUUAAACAAAAGAAGAGCACAGGGUUACUGUUGCAGGUCACUCUUGUCUGCCAUGAACAAGUACUCCAUGGCCCCUGUGUGCCCAGAUACACAAGCCCAGCUGACAUGUCUGGACACCAGGCUUGUCCCAGGAAGCCCACAGCCUUCCCAGAGUGGCCUGUCUAGCCCCGUGAUCACUCCUAAACCGAAGGUCACCUCUUCAGAUGGGACCAAUUUCCACUUUUCUCUCCUUCCCUCCAGACUCAGUGGCAUAUCCACACUGCGGUGAAGACUGGGCCCUUAAUAGGAAGUGGGUUCUUUAUUUCACCAGGUGAGUGGAUCAGCCCUCACUCUGCCUGGCAUGCCAGGUUCUUGGCUUAGCAGGAGGGACAGUGCUACCCCCUGGUCCUCCCACCAUAUUUCCAUGGUGAUUCGGGAAGAGGAUGUGGCUACCUUCCCAGGGCGUUCCAUUCUCUUUCACGCAGGCUCCUCCGGGUGCUCAGGCUACUAAGUCUGCCUGACAUUCACAUCUCCUGCCUUAUUCCACAUGUAGAAUGUCUAACAGGAGGGGAAUAAGAAAGAUCUAAGGUAGGAAAAAACCCCAACUCACUCAUUAGAUAGCAUGUGGCACCAGCAAUUUGAGUUCGGAGCCACCCCCUCCAGGAGCGGGUGACUUGUUUAACUACUCCACAGAGCGGCAGCAGGUGCCACACACACACACAGAGCAAAGCCAAGGUGUUGAGUGGGGUUCUCACAGGGAAUCCCCCUUGCAGCAAGUAUUUUUUUUUUCCUUCAUAAAAGUGCCUUCUCAUUGGCCACUAUGGCUGUAGUUGGUCAUAAACAAGUGUCUGAAAAAUGCCCCAGGGAAGUGCUGUGUCCAGUCACUUAAGGCCUUUCUGUUUCUUGUGUUCUGAGAAUUAAAAGGCAAAGACAGAAUGUUGCCACCUCCUCAGAGUCAGGGAGCGUUUAUUUCAAAGGGAGUUAGGAACAACAACUGGUGUUCCUCCGACUCUAAUGUGCCCUUCCUGCAUAGUUUCCAAUGACAACGCACACACCUAGGAUGGAAUACUAAGUGGUGAUACCCAUCAGCUCUGGGGGACAGGCACAUAGGAACUGACUUUCUUUGUUUACAGUUUUAUAUUCUAUUUUUUAAAGCAUGUGUGCAAGUGUCUGCUGCUUUCAGAAGAUUAUACAAUGCAUCAAGAAACAUGUAGCCAGUAAAACAAAGCCUAAGCUAAGUCCUCUCUGUCCAUUAGGAAAAAUCAUAGACCGGGCAUGGUGGCACACAUUUCUAAUCCCAGCACUCAGGAUUCAGAGGAAGGAGGAUCUCUGAGUUCAAA
This is a messenger RNA of Mus caroli (Ryukyu mouse), 2670 nucleotides long. RefSeq names its product rhomboid domain containing 1 (gene Rhbdd1). Gene Ontology annotation, cellular component: endoplasmic reticulum; membrane. Lineage: Eukaryota; Metazoa; Chordata; Mammalia; Rodentia; Muridae. The record is from RefSeq and is a predicted model, not a curated record. Gene Ontology annotation, molecular function: serine-type endopeptidase activity. Gene Ontology annotation, biological process: cellular response to unfolded protein; negative regulation of apoptotic process.